Aedes albopictus (Asian tiger mosquito) is the source of this 6299-nucleotide messenger RNA. RefSeq lists its product as uncharacterized. The record is from RefSeq and is a predicted model, not a curated record. Gene Ontology annotation, cellular component: Cul2-RING ubiquitin ligase complex. Gene Ontology annotation, molecular function: protein binding; ubiquitin-like ligase-substrate adaptor activity. The transcript has a single exon. NCBI's taxonomy places the organism in Eukaryota, Metazoa, Arthropoda, Insecta, Diptera, Culicidae. Bases 4824 to 6209 code for a protein of 461 amino acids. Gene Ontology annotation, biological process: proteasome-mediated ubiquitin-dependent protein catabolic process; intracellular protein transport.
GAAAGCCACAGCAUCCUAGUAGAUUGCCCAGAAAUUUAAUUUCGAUUGGACAUUUGAUUAUCGAGAUAUCUUUCAAAGUGUACUUAGGAUUUAUACAACUAAACUUUUUGAGAUUUUUGCCCAAGUGCAUCAUAAUAAAUAUCUCAGCCGUCUGUCAACCGAUUUCGGUUCUCCUGGCACCAAAUGAAAGCUACAAUAUCCUAGUAGAACCCUAUACAAUUUUAUUAAAAUUGGACAUUUGGUUACUGAGAUAUCUUUCAAAGAGUACUUGAACUACAGGUUAACUUUUUGAGAGAUUUUUGAGAAAGUGUAUCAUAAUAAAUAUCUCAGCCAUCUGUCAACCUAUUUGGGUUCUCUAAGCACCAAAUGAAAGCUACAAUAUCCUUGUAAAAGGUUCUGAAAUUUUAUUUCGAUUGGACAUUUGGUUACUGAGAUAUCUUUCGAAGAGUAUUUCAAUGAAUUCUUUUUUUACCCUUCUUACACCCAUAAGAAGGGUAUAAAUAUCGCUCGAAAAACCGACUUUCGAUCCGAGGCCUGGAGGGCCGAGUCUCAUAUACCAAUGAACUCAGCUCGACGAACUGAGCAAAUGUCUGUAUGUGUGUGUGUGUGUGUGUGUGUAUGUGUGUAUGUGUGUAUGUGUGUGUGUAUGUGUGUGUGUGUGUGUGUGUAUGUGCGUUACAAAAAAAAGUCACGCACGUUUCUCAGCCGUCUGUCAACCGAUUUGAGUUCUCUUGGAAGCAAAUGAAAGCUACUACAUCCUAGUAGAACGCUAUUGAAUUUUUUUUCAAUUGGACGUUUGGUUACCGAGAUAUCUCUCGAAGAGUACUUAUGAGUCACACAUCUAAACUUUUUAAGAUUUUUGACCAAGUGUAUCAUAAUAAAUAUUUCGGCCGUUUGUCAAUCGAUUUGGGUUCUCUUAGCACCAAAUGAAAGCUACAACAUCCUAGUAGAUCGCCCAGAAAUUUUAUUUCGAUUGGACAUUUGGUUACAGAGAUAUCUUCCGAAGAGUACUUAGGAGUUAUACAAUUAAACUUUUUGAGAUUUUUAACAAAAUGUAUCAUAUUACAUAUCUCAGCCGUCUGUCAACCGAUUUGGGUUCUCUUGGCACCAAAUGAAAGCCACAACAUCCUAGUAGAUUGCCCAGAAAUUUAAUUUCGAUUGGACAUUUGGUUAUCGAGAUAUCUUUCAAAGUGUACUUAGGAUUUAUACAACUAAACUUUUUGAGAUUUUUGCCCAAGUGCAUCAUAAUAAAUAUCUCAGCCGUCUGUCAACCGAUUUCGGUUCUCCUGGCACCAAAUGAAAGCUACAAUAUCCUAGUAGAACCCUAUACAAUUUUAUUAGGAUUGGACAUUUGGUUACUGAGAUAUCUUUCAAAGAGUACUUGAGAGUAAUACAGGUUAACUUUUUGAGAGAUUUUUGAGAAAGUGUAUCAUAAUAAAUAUCUCAGCCAUCUGUCAACCUAUUUGGGUUCUCUAAGCACCAAAUGAAAGCUACAAUAUCCUUGUAAAAGGUUCUGAAAUUUUAUUUCGAUUGGACAUUUGGUUACUGAGAUAUCUUUCGAAGAGUAUUUCAAUGAAUUCCUUUUUACCCUUCUUACACCCAUAAGAAGGGUAUAAAUAUCGCUCGAAAAACCGACUUUCGAUCCAAAGCCCGGAGGGCCGAGUCUCAUAUACCAAUGAACUCAGCUCGACGAACUGAGCAAAUGUCUGUAUGUGUGUGUGUGUGUGUGUGUAUGUGUGUAUGUGUGUGUGUGUAUGUGCGUUACAAAAAAAAGUCACGCACGUUUCUCAGCCGUCUGUCAACCGAUUUGAGUUCUCUUGGAAGCAAAUGAAAGCUACUACAUCCUAGUAGAACGCUAUUGAAUUUUUUUUCGAUUGGACGUUUGGUUACCGAGAUAUUUCUCGAAGAGUACUUAUGAGUCAUACUUCUAAACUUUUUAAGAUUUUUGACCAAGUGUAUCAUAAUAAAUAUUUCGACCGUUUGUCAAUCGAUUUGGGUUCUCUUGGCAUCAAAUGAAAGCUCCAGCAUCCUAGUAGAUCGCCCAGAAAUUUUAUUUCGAUUGAACAUUUGGUUACAGAGAUAUCUUUCGAAGAGUACUUCGGAUUUAUACAACUAAACUUUUUGAGAUUUUUGACCAAAAAUAUCAUAAUAAAUAUCUUAGCCGUCUGUCAACCGAUUUCGGUUAUCCUGGCACCAAAUAAAAGCUACAACAUUCUAGUAUAACCCUAUACAAUUUCAUUAGGAUUGGACAUUUGGUUACCGAGAUUUUUUUCAAAGAGUACUUGGGAGUAAAACAGGUUAACUUUUUGAAAGAUUUUUGACCAAGGGUACCAUAAUAAAUAUCUCAGCCGUCUAUCAACCGAUUUGGGUUCUCUAAGCACCAAAUGAAAGCUACAAUAUGCUUGUAUAAGGCACUGAAAUUUUAUUUCGAUUCGACAUUUGAUUACUGACAUAUCUUACGAAGAGUAUUUCAAUAAAUUCUUUUUUUUAUUAUAUUCACUUGUUAUCUUGCAUUUGUUUUUGACCAGUCUAUGGGAAAUUAUUUUUCAAUAAAUGAUGCUGACCUCAAGUGCAUACUAGCAGGUUAUUGUUUUAAACAAAACUAUAAAUAACAAAUUACAAAUACACAGGAAUUUUAUGGAAACUAACAAUAUGUUAAAUGAAAGCUCUGAAUUUAUAUAUUGUGGGAAAAAUGCAAGAUCCCAGACAGCCAAAAUAACUAGCUAAUGCCAAAACUGAUUAACUUAGUAGAUAUAUCAUUUUUGUCGUUUUUACACCAUAACCAUGGAUACCAAGUACUUCGGAGCUAAUUUAAUUGACUGAUUAAGAUAUAUUAGACAAAGUGUAUCUCGCUGAUUUUCUUACCCAUUUGUUAAUCGAUUCAAGAUCUUUUGGCAGUUAAUUAAAGAUACAAUAUUCCAGAAUAUGUAAGCUAUUUUUUUAAACAUUCCAUACAAGACUCUAGGAAGUGUCUGGCAUUUCUGGUAGUUUAGUCCAUGGUCCAUGAUGCUAUUUUGGAAACCAAUCCACUAGAUGCCAAAUCUACAAUAUUUUCUAGAACUUUUGGUCAAUUACACAAAAUAAAUAUGUUAAAUACAAAUAAUACAACAAUAAUUUUAAUAAGUGUAAGAAGGGUUCUGUUCACCAUAGGUGGAUUAAAUCGGGUUUUUAUUAUUAUAUUCACUUGUUAUCUUGCAUUUGUUUUUGACCAGUCUAUGGGAAAUUAUUGUUCAAUAAAUAAUGCUGACCUCAUACAAAGUGUAUACUAGCAGGUUAUUGUUUUCAACAAAAUUGUCAAUAACAAAUUACAAAUACACAGGAGUUUUAUGAAAACUAACAAUAUGGUAAAUGAAAGCUUUGAAUUUAUAUAUUGUGGGAAAAAUGCAAGAACCAGACAGCCAAAAUAACUAGCUAAUGCCAAAAUUGAUUAACUUUGUCGUUUUUACACCAUAACCAUGAAUACCAAGUACUUCGGAGCUAAUUUAUUCGAUUGAUUAAGAGAUAUUAGACAAAGUGUAUCUCGCUGAUUUUCUUAUCCAUUUGUUAAUCGUUUCAAGAUCUUUUGGCAGUUAACAAAAGAUACAAUAUUCCAGAAUAUGUAAGCUAUUUUUUAAAAAUUUCACACAAGAUUCUAGAAGGUGUCUGUCAUUUCUGGUAGUUAAGUCCAUGGUACAUGAUGCUAUUUUGGAAACCAAUCCACUAGAUGCCAAAUCCACAAUAUUUUCUAGAACUUUUGGUCAAUUACACAAAGUAAAUAUGUUAAAUAAAAAUAAUACAACAAUAAUUUUAAUAAGUGUAAGAAGGGUUCUGUUCACCAUAGGUGGAUUAAAUCGGGGUUUUUUUUAUAAAAACCGGGUAAAAAAAACGAUUUACUGGAAAAUAUAUCAAAAAUUUGAUGAUUAAGCUGACAGAGAACUGGUAUUUCUCUUCCAAAUUUCACGACAUAGCCUCUACUUUUAAUCGCUAAUUAUUAACACUUUAUACGAUUUUGUUUUUUAGAUAAUUUGCUUAUAAAUAAUAAUUAUUGCAAAAAAAAAACAAGCUACAAAUCCUGAACAACAUAGUCAUAGCAAUCCCAACAUAUUCUUAAAUAAUAUAUCUCGCUAUUUGUAAUCAGAGUUUAAAAUUUUCAUUUUCAAUGAGUGAAAUGAGUGAGAAUUUUGAAAAUUCUCAGCGGAGGGAUCAAAAUAAAAUUCAUUUUGGUGAAUGAUUUUUUUUCACUUUUCCAUUCGUUUUUCUGUCAUUGACAAUUUUUACUGAGAAACAAUACUAGACCAUAACUCCUGAUUGAACUUCCAAUCACUACAAAACUUGGGUAUAGUAAUUAUUGGAAUACUAACCAUCUGUUCCAUUUGUUCCUAAAAUUGAUUAUUUUAGGAUGUAGGGUAUGUGUGCCAUCAGUAAUCUCACGCUCCCAUAUUCAUCCUAUUCGAAAACAAGCGAUUACGGCACCGAUUGAUUCUGUUUUCUUUUUGUUUUCCUGGGUGCUCUUUUCUAACAAAAAAUACAUGUAAGUAGAUGGAUGGAUCUGAGAAAGAUAACAUAUACCUAAACGAAACCUUUUAUUAGAUCUUAUUAGAAACUGUCAAGAUCAUCGGAAUUUACAACAUUGAACAUAGUUUCUAAUAAAAGCAGACACCUAUAAACCUGGCACCCAGGUAUUAGUGUUGUGGUAUCUAUCUCACAGAAUUUAGUUACCUAUGUAAAAAAAGAACCGUAUGUCCGAUUUGCUCGAUACCUGUCCGAUUUGAAAACCUAAGAGAAUAUGGUGAUACAUUAGUUUUUUUUACAAGCGUUCAGUCAGUGUGUGGAAAGUCUUAACGAUGGCUAUGUUCUACUGGCAUGUGAGCGCGGAAACGCUGAAAUCCGAGAAAGUGCCCCCCAGAAAAAUCCAUAAUCCGACCAGUCUCGCCCAAAAAUCUUUGAUCGCAUACGUUGAAAGGUUACGUAAAGCGUCAGAAAAGGAAAAUGUGACUGCGGAAAUCGAACGCUUACCGACCCACAUCAUCAUGGAUGUCCUGGAGGAGAUGUGUGGUUUGUUAGAGGUACUGUGGAUUCUACGCAAACUUCUAAAAAACCCACGGAUUAUCAGCAGAAUUCUCCAGGAUCGGGAGAAUAACCAAACCAAGCUGGUAGCACGUUUACAGUGGUUGGAGUUGUUCGACAAGAGUAUCGUGAGUGACAUGGUAGCAAAUUUCUGCUCCCGCUACCGAAAAAAACCCAAAAAAGGCGAUUUACAUCCUUUGGGGUACGAAGCCACCUUGAGGCUGGGAACAUUCCUAUCGGAAACUGGUUGGCACAAUGAAGCCUCUAAAGUGCUGUAUAUAGCUAGGAAGCAAGCAAAACAACGUCCAAUGGAGCAACUCAGAGCAAUCCGGCCGCAGUUAAUUUCCCAGACCUACAUAUGGCAUUUUUGUGCUUUAAAAACCAGCAGAGUCGCCCAAUCGCUUCUAGAAAGCAAUACCGAUCUUCCCAAACCGUUUAUGGCGAGCUUGUAUCUGGCCAUUUCAAUUUAUCAGUAUGAAACCUACAGCUGCGAUGCAAGCCACACAAACGCAUUGAAGGCAUUCGAGUUGCUGGAUGAUGAUACAACGUGCAAUCGUUUGAUCGUUGAGGUAUUCUCACAGUUGGCCAAGACUUGCGUUUCUCAGAAACAACCCCAGCAGGCAAAGCUGAUGAUAACGCAGGCGGUUAGCCGAGCAUGGCAUAACUUCGGCCAAUGCAGCGCCAUCUACGCACACACCCUCGAAAACUACGCAAUCUAUUUGAUUAUGAUGAGCUCUCCGCUCGAUAGUCGAAAGGUGUUCUCGGAAGCGGUCCACAUACUGCUUAAGGUGUAUGGAGGACAGAAUCUCACACGCACGGUGACGAAGGGAAACUUGAGUUUCGAUUACUACUUCAAAUGCGCGUACAUCUAUUCUGAUCGGGAUAUGGCGGAAACUUACAUUAAAAAUCAUAUCGAGCUGAAUGCGCACGACCAUCGACAAGUAAUGGCCAUCAGGCGAGUUUACGCCCUAUUGCAAGGUACAACCGGCAGAUUCGGCUUAGCUGCCGGAUAUAACGGCUUUCCACGAGAUGUGUACCAGCCGAUACAAACGCAACAGUCGGUGGCAGAGGUCCGAAGACUGUUCGACGAACUCCACGAUGCGGGUGAAGAAGAAGAAGAAGAAGAAGAAGAAGAAGAAGAAGAAGAUGAUGAUGAAAGUUAAGAUCGGGUUCAAGUGUUUUGGUUUUAAUAAUCUUUAUAGCUUUAUAGUAUGAAUAUAUCUUUACAAAUUUAUUUUUAAUUUCACAAUUUA